Molecule: messenger RNA, 2714 nt
Organism: Gymnodraco acuticeps
Lineage: Eukaryota; Metazoa; Chordata; Actinopteri; Perciformes; Bathydraconidae
Gene: ildr2b
Product: immunoglobulin-like domain containing receptor 2
Exons: 10
Coding region: 299-2206 (635 amino acids)
Biological process (GO): pancreas development
Cellular component (GO): membrane
Source: RefSeq, a predicted model, not a curated record
ACCACCCUGCCCGGUAGGCACUACGGCUACGGGCUACACCCGGUGGAGAAAACAAAAAUUAGAUUCCAUAAUAAAUAUAAACUUAAGAAACAAUAUAGUUUACAUAUGCGGUGUAUAAAAGAAAAGCAUAGGAGUAGUCAGUAUUUUAGAUGAGUUUAGUGUUUGGACUCACCUCUGCAUGAAGUGGUACAGUCCCGUUAGUCUCAGUCCGCGAGUCCUGUUUACUGCUGCAGUUAGCGGACAACCUGAAUCACCAACAUGCGGAUAAACUGCACUUUACAAUAACACGGACUGUAUAAUGAACUUGUACCGGCUUGCUUUUUUACUGGGAGCCUUGGUGUGUGUGUGCGAUGGUGUGCAUGUCACAGUUCGGGAGAAGCAGCGUUUUGCGAUGCUCUUCCAGUCCGUGGUCCUCCCCUGUCAGUACCAGACGGCCUCCAACCAGCACCCCGUGGUGCAGUGGUGGUACAAGUCGUACUGCAGAGACCGAACCCAAGACUCCUUCACCCUGCCGGAGAAACUGGGCGUCCAGGGCUCCGAGCUCGGCCCCUCGUCCCACCUCGAGUGCUCCGACAGCGGGCGCACAGUCCGGGUCGUGGCCUCGGCGCAGGGGGCCUCCAUGACGCUGGCUGAGCACUACAAAGGCAGAGACAUCGCCAUCGUUAACAAAGCAGACCUGCGUAUCGGGGAGCUGCAGUGGGGCGACAGUGGAGUUUACUACUGUAAAGUCGUCAUUGCUGAUGAUCUGGAGGGGAAGAAUGAGGCCCAGCUGGAGUUACUGGUGCUUGGCAGGACAGGUCAGAAGGACGAUAUCCUACCUGAGUUUGAUGUGGAGAUUAUGCCAGAGUGGGUGUUUGUGGGAUCUGUAGUCCUGGGCAGCGUCUUGUUCCUCUUGUUGAUGGGGAUCUGCUGGUGCCAGUGUUGUCCUCACUCCUGCUGCUGCUACGUCAGCUGCUGCUGCUGCCCUGAAACCUGCUGCUGUCCACGACACCUAUAUGAAGCAGGGAAGAUGGCAAAGAGUGGACCUCCUCCUCCUCAGGUUCCUGUGUAUCCUUACUACAUCCCUGGUGUUCCUACUGUGGUUCCUCUUGCCCCUCCAUCCCAUGUGGAGCCACAGAUGGCCUCCAUCCCCUCAGUGGAGAAUAACCUGGCUGGAGCUCACAGUGGUUAUCGACUGAAAGCCAGUCCACACCAGGACUCAAUGAAAGUUUUGUACUACGUAGAGAAGGAGCUGGGUCAGUUUCCCUCUGCAAAGAUGGCUGCACACAAACCCAGCAGCCUCUCGGAGCUGAGCUCUCUUCACGACGGAGGCACGUCAGACUUCAGACACACCUACCAGACGGUGCAGAUGAAGGCGCUGCCGCCCAUCGCUGACCUGGACGACCAGUCGCUGAGAGCGCCUGCACACACACACACACACAACCGCAGGAUGAGACGAGACCGACGCAACCUCUCAGACGACGAGCUCGACAGAAGGUGGAACCCGACAUCAGAGCACCUGCAGAGGAAGACGUUGAGCAGAAGAGGACGGACCGGCUCUCUGGACGAGCUGGAGGACUUCGCCCAGUCUUACAACUCCCGCUCUCGUCCAGAACGGGGCUACGAGCGCGACUACAGCCCCCCGAGGCGCUUCUACAGAGAGGAAGACGAGAGCUGGGGCCGCCGGAGCCCCUCGCCUUUACCUCAGAAGAGACGGGACACGUGGGACAGCGAUCGGCCGUGUCCACCGCCAAAAAACAAAGGAUACGACGACACCUUACUCAGCAGUGUGUUGGACAGCAAGGCGAGAGGGAGGGGAGGGGACAGAGGGGAGAGAGGGGACAGAGGGGACAGAGGGGACAGAGGGGACAGAGGGGACAGAGGGGCUUACAGGGCGGACGAGGACAGUGACACUCCCUCUAAAGGCAGCUCCAGAGGGAAGGGGAGUUUCUACAGCCGGUCCCCCAGCAACCGUCCAGAAGAGGAGGACUCUCUUCCUCCGUACUCUGAGCGCGAGGCUGAGCGGUACCGCCGGGCCGACUCAAACGCAGACCGGUACCGCACCGUAGAGCCUCCCAGAGCAGAGAGAUACAAACCCAGUGAACCUGCCAUGAGGCCUUUCUGUUACACCCGCCCCCCCCAGGAUACGUCCCAAGCACUGAGAGAGGAGAGGGAGCGGAGCCGAAACCUGAGCACUGCACUGAGCAGGGACACUCUGAUAGUGUGACGAGGUUUCCCAGCAUGCACCUGUCCGUUCAUUAAACCGUCCUGUUGCUGCUCUGCCAUCAGCCGCAUGAAGUCGGCCUCCUCUCAUUGACAAUAACGGCACUGAAAAUCAGCAGUAGUGGACGCUGAGAAAUGUGUGCAAACCAGGAGGUUUUUUACUUGUCAUUAAUUAUAUCUGAGUAUUUCUGCAUGUGUAGAAUACAGAUGAUAUGUAUGUGGUGUGUGUAUCAGUUGUAUUUGCAGAGUGAUUGGAUUUAUUCUGAAACCAGUGCCAAGAUUUUUGUUUUAUUAUUGUUUUUAUCUGCCAAGUUUUCAUCUGCAGGAAGCCACAGUCUUAUAUUUUCAUGCAGACUUCACACUCUUCAGUACACUGUAACUCAGGUUCACGUUGUAUGUGUGUGUGUGUCUGCUGUUGAUCUUGUACUGUAUGUAAGUGCUGUACCUUGAAUUUGUCCUGCAGAUUAAUUGCACUGCAUAAAUACUUUUUAAUAAAAAAAACUUUAAAAGAA